Messenger RNA from Terrapene triunguis (Three-toed box turtle), 4944 nucleotides. It is a transcript of the gene RGS10, whose product is annotated as regulator of G protein signaling 10. Gene Ontology annotation, molecular function: G-protein alpha-subunit binding; GTPase activator activity. The record is from RefSeq and is a predicted model, not a curated record. The transcript is spliced from 5 exons. Gene Ontology annotation, biological process: regulation of G protein-coupled receptor signaling pathway. The coding region runs from base 491 to 1036 and encodes 181 amino acids. NCBI's taxonomy places the organism in Eukaryota, Metazoa, Chordata, Testudines, Emydidae.
GCCCGGCGGCAGCGGCUGUGCGCGGGUGGAGGGAGGAGGAUGCGCCCAGCCCCUGAGUCAGCGCCCAGAGUCAGACUGGCAGCUGCAGAGCGCGGGCGCCCGGGCCGCGUGCGCCAGGGCGCCUCCUAGGGCAGCUGGAGGGAGCGCACGGGGGGCGCAUCAUCCUGGCAGCCCGAGGCGGAGGGCUCAGAGCUAACGUACCUCGGGCGCUUCCCUGGGAUGGCCGGGCACAGGGAGAGCGCCCCGCCGGAGGUCUCCUAGGAGCAGCGGGGAGCGCCCACGCGGGGCGCCUCCUAGGGGUGUCCCAGCGAAGGGAGGGCGCUCACCGCAGGCCCGUCUCAUUUGGCUGGGGAAGUGCAAGGAAGCGCCCGGCCCUCGCCGCGGGACCAGAGGGCGCGCAACUGGAGGCGCCUCCUGGGGCGCAGGGAGCUGCCGUCGCGGGCACCUCCUCCUGCUCCUGGCCGGCUGGAGCUGGGCAGCCGCCCCCGAGAUGUUCACCCGGGCUGUGAGCAGGCUCAGCAGGAAGCGGCCGCCGUCAGAGAUAAAUGACAGUGAUGGCAAACCAGGCAGCAGCCAACAAACCCUAAAAGGAACCUCAAGAUGGACUACGUCACUAGAGAACCUCCUAGAAGAUCCAGAAGGAGUGAAACGAUUUAGGGAAUUUUUAAAGAAAGAAUUUAGUGAAGAAAAUGUUUUGUUCUGGUUAGCAUGUGAAGAAUUUAAGAAAAUGCAAGACAAGAAACAGAUGCAAGAAAAAGCUAAAGAAAUUUACAUGACUUUCCUGUCCAGUAAAGCUUCCUGCCAAGUCAAUGUUGAAGGGCAAUCCCGUUUGAAUGAGACAAUAUUGGAAGAACCUCACCCACUAAUGUUUCAAAAGCUGCAGGAUCAGAUAUUCAAUCUCAUGAAGUACGACAGCUACAGCCGCUUCUUAAAGUCAGACAUAUUUUUAAAACAUAAGAGGGCCGAGGAACAAGAAGAGAAUUCAUCGGAAGCUCAAUCCGUAGCUAAAAGAGCUUCAAGGAUUUACAACACAUGAUCCAAAGAAACCCAUUCAGACAAGCAACAAAAAAUAACCUAACUCUCAGGAACAGUCUUUGGGUCUAUAACUGUUGCAUUUAAGGCUUGAAAAGCACAAAACCCUUUUAGGGGAUAUUUACCUUCUUAAUUGCUUGAACAACUAAUUGUUUUUGCAUGAUGGCUAAUACCAAACACUCUUGAAAAGACCAUUUCCUAGGCUAAAAUGCUGAGGUAUCCGUAUGUAGCAUGAAUUACAUCCCAUAUUUCACAAAUUAAAAUGUUUUCCAAUCACUGUAUUUUGUGAGGCAUCACGAACAUGAGAAAUGGAAAAUAGGGUUGCUUUUGCCUUCUGAUUUUAUAGCUAUCCUGUAUGUACGUUUGUGAAUUGUUGUGAGCCAAUGGAGAGUAGCAUUUCCGAUAGCUCUGUGGAUGAGUCAUACAAUGAUUAUCAUUAGGGGGCAGUAUCAUGUAGGGUUACUCCUAAUAAAACCCAGUUUCAGUCCUUCCAAACGUAAAUCUCUUCUUUGAAACUAAUCUGUCUGUGAGACUUUGAAAGGCAAUUUCAAUUUUGACUUUGGGAAGUGUGGGUUUGCCUUUAUUAUUGAAGCAGAAGGCUUGUUUUUUUUAGUCAGGAUUUUCAUGACCGUAUUUCUUUGAUUUCACAAUGUUUCCCACAACAGCCAAUCAGCUUCUUCAGAUGACAGAGGCUAAUCGCCAGCUUUGACAGAAACAACAUGUCAACUUUAGAAACACAAUAAAACCUCUUGUGUUUUCAUAGCACCUAAACUAUAAUGGAACAAAAGCAUCAAAAUAGGAAGGAUCCCUUCAAAGCACUCAAAAAGCUAGAGGAGAACUGAUACCUGUUGCCCACUUCUGGGCAUCACAUCUUCAGGUGGGCUCAGCACUUCAGCCGCUAGCACACUUAUUCUGAAGUCACAUGCAAGUACUAGUAAGCAUUAGGUCUUCCCCAGUCUUCCUGAGGAAUUGUGCCUUGGCUGCCAGGAGUCCUUCUGCAGAGGCACAAAACAACAGUUUUCAUUUUCAGUCUGGCUUUGCUGAAAUCGAUUGGUCACAUACUACCUGAUUUUGUUUUCCCCCAAGAAGUGUUUCAGGGUUUCCUAUGCACAGAUGUUGGGAAGUCCAACAGAACUAUGAAUUCGCAUUGUGAUUUUAGCCAUUCCCACUCCAUGCUUGAGAUGAAGGGCAGUUUAUGUCUGCCCUGAGAAGAUCAAUGUGCAAUGAUGAAAUGUUAGGAUAAUAAAGGAAAAUGCUGGUGGAAAUCUCCACCAAAGAGUUCUCUUUGUCUGCCUGGAACAGUUUUGGAACUGAAAAGCAUUUUGGCAUAAAUGUUUAAUGUGUUUAUAUUUUUUGAAUUCAUUAAUUCAAUGCCAAACUACGGUACUAAAUUGCCGUUUAGAAUUGGGAGAACAUAUUGACUGGCAUGUUUUAUUUACAAGCUUUGCCAUGUGUAGUCUAGCUCUGACUCACAUUGACUCACUAUUUACUCUUUUUGUGUGUUAGUGCAGGCUUUUCUUGAGCUUGUGUUUAUGGGCUGUCUAAUCAGAUUGCACAAAUAGCUUUUGAUUAUUUUAAAAUUCUUUUUCUCAGGAAGGUCAGUUAUAUAUUAUAUACUACUGUUGCUAUCAACAUCUUAAAAGCCAGGGCUAGGUUGUAAUUUUCUAGGAGGAAAACUCUCUAUAUAGCCUUCUGACAUACGACACUGUCUUUCUCUAAACCACCUUUACAGCCUAUGUCUAAAGAAAAUGGCUGCUUAAUCUCCCACUUAAUCCAUUCAUAUAAUGAUAGUGGGAGUUCUGAAAACUUAUCAAGGGAUAAAGAGAUUUGUUAGUUUUUAGGGAAUUGAGCAGGAGGGCAGUCUUUCAAUUUGCACUUUCUGAGCUGUAGGUCAGAUGCACUGAGUACAUUUUCCCAUCAUAUCUACAAAGGAGAAAAUGGCAGAACCAAAGGUUUAGGACCAUGAUUCAUCAGUUUUCAGUGGGACGUGGGCACAUGCUGAAAGUAAAGCACGUAUUUAAAUGCUUUGUUGAAUAAGAAUGUACUUAAGCACAUGCUUAAAUGCUUGGCUGCAUUGGGGACUGGGUGAGUAGUUAUAAUCCCCCUCUGCAGCCAGUUGUUAUCAUACUAGAUCUUCUAAUUAAAAUAAUUUUUGGUUAUGUAACCACUACAUCCUACCCCCAAAAGAACACAGGGUGAAAUCUUGGCCCACUGACCUCAGUGGAGCCAAGAUGUCACCCACAAUCUACUUCUAAGGUCAUAUAUAUCAGUUUAUUUUUGUUUGACAGGACUUACUUAAACUUUUCAGUUUAUGCAAAAAUAUUUUUUAAACUUCGAUGGAAUGAGCUGGGCUUCCCAUGCUGAAAUCAUUGGCCAGAUUCAGCAUGUUCAUGAUUAGAAAGUGCAUUUUAUUCUUAAUCUUUUAGAGGAAGGGUGGCAUUGGAUGAAAUUUAGCUUUUGUCCAAAUGUUUGCCUAUCAAAUCUUUUGAGUGAUGGGCCCAAACCAAGCCCCUGGAACUCAGGAAAGAUGAAAUCUGCCAACAUUUAGAGUUUGGACUUUGGUUUAUAAUUCUCGUUAUUAUUAUUAUUUACAUUAGAGUAGUGCUGAAAGGUCCCAAGUUGGGGGAACCCCUCCCAUCAUGCUAAGUGGUACACAGUCCCUGCCCCAAGAGCUUGCAGUCUGAAAGACAAGACAGAUAAGUAAUAAUAGACAACAAACAAGCUGCAUUGGGUUAGUGCUGCAUAUCACUUACCAUAUUAAUUUUGUAACAUGUACAGAUCCCUUCUAUACAGUAAGAGGCUGAUACAAAUUGCAUGGAUCUAAAACAAUGUAAAUUUCCAUUUGCAUAAAACCUUAAUUCGAACAGUGACUGCAAGCUUCACAUCUCCAUCCCAAUUCUCUAAGUGACAUAGUCUGAAAUACAUGGGAAUCAUAAGAGCUAACUCUUUCCAAAACUCCCAAUGGCUACCCUCACAUAUGUUUCUGAACUAAAAUGAGACUCAUUUACAAAUAAGCAAGAGCUGUGUGUUGAUACUUGUUUGAUGUUUUAAAUACCAGUUAGGUAGGAGGAUGCUGCAGUGUAAGAUGUGCCCCUCUGCCCAUUUUCUAGAUUCAGGCCUUCGGAGCCUGUGUCCUCUCACUUUCCCAUCACCAACAUUUCUGGUGCCUAGAUACUACUGUGAUGGGGACAUUUUAGAUUUGCAGAUAGCUAGAUUGGGACUCACUUCAGAGGUAGUGAAUACUUUUCAUUAAAUAGCAAUAGGGGUCACUGAUGAACCCCACGAGGCACUUCUUGCACCUCACCUUCUUUGUCUCUGUUCCUUUCCUUGAUUCCACUGCAUUCCUCCUGCAUCCUUUUGUUUCAAACACAGUACCUGGCUACCACAUUAAACUGGUGAAUUGGAGGUGAGAGGCAGGGACCAUUUUGUUUGUUAUGUGCUUGUAAAGCAACUAGCAUGAUGGGACCUUGUCCAUAACUGGGACGCCUCUGUGCUACAGUAAUACUACUAAUAAUUAAUACAAUGUCUUGACAGCAGGUUCAGGAAUUUUCAUUGUUGCAGCAUAGAAACUAUAACGAUUUUAUUAAGAUAAAGUCUAAGAGCCUUUAAAUCAGAGGUGGGCAAACUACGACCUGUGGGCCACAUCCGGCCCAUGGGACCGUCCUGAUGGGCCCCAAGCUUCUGGCCCGGGAGGCUAGCCCUUGGCUCCUCCCCUGCUGUCCCUCCUCCCCCACAGCCUCAGCUCGCUCGCUCUGUCGUCGGCGCAAUACUCUGGACGGCGGGGCUGUGAGCUCCUGGGGCAGCGCAGCUGCAGAGCCCGGCCUGACCCCGUGCUCUGAGCUGCGGCGUGGCGGCAGCGGCGUGGCUGGCUCCAGCCGGGCGGUACGGCUGUAGCGCUGCCAGCCACUGGUG